CAAGUGAUUUUGAAGAACUAUACCUUCAACGGCAAAAUCCAAGUAGUUUGUUGUUUCAUCUAGCGAGGUGUCUGUAAGAAGGAAGGGAUAAGGCGUUUGGUUGACCCGGACCGAACGGCAGGACACCGUCGGGGGUUCGCUGCAACGCAUCGACGGCUUCCGCAGCUUCUCAGGCCAAGGCUACAAGGUUUUGAUGGAACCGGUCGUAUUGAACCGUGAAAGAGCCGCAGCUGACCGCCUAAAACGGAUGCCUAUCUUCAGAUUGUUCGACGACUACCGUGAUGAAGAUUUUUAUGGGCUUCCGCGGAAAUACAGUAUUGUCGCUCGGGUCGAAGUUAAAUUCCCGAUUGAACCACGUUUUCGUGAUAGACAACAUUUCGUUUUGUCUGACAUCAAUGGAGCCAAGAUCGAGGCCAUAACAUAUAUGUAUGAGACAGUCAAACAUUUCGACAAUUUGCUCCAUGAAAAGCAUGUUUACAAGAUGCAUAAUGUGAAGUUCAGUCUUCAUCCGGGUGAAUUUAAUUUUCGUCAUCUAAAUGGUCCCAUGGAAUUGUGUCUUGACCAACAAACUAUCGUGGAGCCAUACACUGUUCCAAUUCAGAUGGCGCCAUUCCCAAAACAAAUACUAUUGAACCUUGCUGAUAUUGCCGAGUUGCCAAACAGGACUUUAGUCGACAUUAUGGCUGUUGUAGUCCACUUGGAUACAAUACAUCGCACAAUGUGGGGCCCUUUCAGAAAGAUUGUUAUAAUGGAUGCUAGGGGAUAUUUACAUAUCAUUAAAGUUUGGGGUGACCUACUAAACAAAAAUGCACUCCGCUGGGCGUUGGCUAAGGAGGAUUAUGGCAUAAUAAUUGGGACUAUGUUUAGACGGUUCAGAAGACAAGAGUGCCUCGAGUCUUCGGAUCAUACCGCAAUACACUUCAAUCCGUUCCAUCACAACACCCAUCAUUUUCGACCAAUCCAAAAAGCUUUGGUGGCGCUGAACAACCGUCAGUUUGCUGUUACAUUUCUUGAAGAAGAAAGGCGUAGAUAGAUUCUACAAAUUCGCAAAGAGCAAUAAUUGGGACUAUGUUUAGGCGUAGAGAGAUUUGAUAGAAUACGUGUCGUACUGUUAUUGAGCAACCAAACGCAACAAGAGGCAAA
Zea mays is the source of this 1143-nucleotide messenger RNA. RefSeq lists its product as uncharacterized. Bases 194 to 1033 code for a protein of 279 amino acids. The record is from RefSeq and is a predicted model, not a curated record. NCBI's taxonomy places the organism in Eukaryota, Viridiplantae, Streptophyta, Magnoliopsida, Poales, Poaceae. The transcript has 9 exons.